AUGGAUAUCCUCAAGUCACUUGUGCAGCCCCUCGUCGGCGGCGUCGGAGGCUCGUCGAUGGUUGACGGCGUCAAGCUCGUCGUCCUCGGUGGCACCGUCGAGACCGCAAGGCGGAUGGCCAGCUCAGGCUGGUCGCACUUCAUCAACUCCUUUUUCCUUACAGCGCACUUCUCUGAGGAAGAUUGUCCGUAUGACUGGCUGAUGCUAUGGCUGUCCCGUCGUCCUGAGUGGCAGCGCUCUCGUGAGUUCGAGACGACGACCCGCACGACCAACCACGGCCUGGGGUCGGCAAUCGCCGACAACUCGUUCGGCGACGAUGAUGACGACAAAGAUGAUGACGCACCAGGCAAAGUGAAGACGCGGGUCGUCUUCCAGCCUACCCCAGAUACCACGCACACCAUCUACUACAGAGGCCACUGGCUACGUGUCAAGCGUUGGAGAAAGGUUGAAACCGGAUACGAUAUGUUGUCCGUAAGCGUCGUCGCGCGCAACAACUCCAUCUUGAAGCAGCUAGUGCUGCAGGCCAAGAAGGAGUAUGAGGCUGAAGCCGUGCACAGAAUCCAAAUAUACUUUGCUGAUUCGCACGGCUCUUGGCGUUGGACGGACUCCCGCCAUAAGCGACCCAUGUCGUCUAUUGUGCUGAACCCAGGCGUGAAGGAGAUGCUCCUAUCAGACACCAAGGACUUCCUCAAGUCGGAGAAGUGGUAUGCGGAUCGUGGCAUCCCCUUCCGACGAGGAUACUUGUUGUACGGUGUGCCAGGCUCUGGAAAGAGUUCACUGAUCCAUGCGAUCGCUGGAGAGCUGAUGCUGGACAUCUAUGUCGUGUCGCUAUCGUCAUCAUGGAUUAACGACAGCACGUUGACUACACUGAUGGGUCACGUGCCUGCAAGAUGCAUAGUGUUGCUCGAAGACCUCGAUGCAGCGUUCACGAGAAGCACUUCAAGAGACGACGCAUCGAACGGCAGUCCAGAAGGAGGCGACAAGGAAGUCAGCACUGCAGAGACAGCAGAGUCGCACGGUCGUCACAAGCGACAUAAGGAACAACUGUCGGAUGUCAACACCUUGAGUCUAAGUGGAUUGCUGAACGCCCUUGAUGGUGUUGCUGCAUCCGAAGGACGCAUCUUGUUUGCAACGACAAAUCAUUUGGAUCGUCUCGACCCUGCACUGUCGCGUCCCGGGCGCAUGGAUGUAUGGAUUGAGUUCAAGAACGCAUCGAAGUGGCAGGCUGAGCUUCUCUUCCGCAACUUCUUCCCCUCGACGGACGAAGAUAACGUCGUCCUCGAGGGUGAGCUCGAAGGCAUCGAGCUUCCCACACCGUCGUCGCCUUCUGUCGAGUCCUCAUCAGGAUUCUCGAGCCUAUUAUCGUUGCCGUCAACGCCCACAUCGACAACGCUUGGCUCACUAUCGUCCGCUUGUUCGACGCCGGAGCGAACACCAUCUAAGGGCAAGUCGAAAGUGGUACACGUUGACAACGGUAUGAAGGACCAAGCGUACCUUCCGCCCCCUGUUGACGAUGAAAUUGCCCAACACUCGGCGAAGCCGCUGGACAGCGCCACAUUGGCGAUGCUUGCGAAGAAGUUUGCGGAUGCGAUUCCCGAAGAGGAAUUCAGCAUCGCGGCGCUGCAAGGCUGUGAGUCCCCGUUCCGUAUUCGCUGA
Molecule: messenger RNA, 1656 nt
Organism: Laetiporus sulphureus 93-53
Lineage: Eukaryota; Fungi; Basidiomycota; Agaricomycetes; Polyporales; Laetiporaceae
Product: P-loop containing nucleoside triphosphate hydrolase protein
Exons: 5
Coding region: 1-1656 (551 amino acids)
Biological process (GO): mitochondrial respiratory chain complex III assembly; protein insertion into mitochondrial inner membrane from matrix
Cellular component (GO): mitochondrial inner membrane
Molecular function (GO): ATP binding; ATP hydrolysis activity
Source: RefSeq, a predicted model, not a curated record